This is a messenger RNA of Aureobasidium pullulans EXF-150, 1812 nucleotides long. Its product is annotated as amino acid transporter-like protein. NCBI's taxonomy places the organism in Eukaryota, Fungi, Ascomycota, Dothideomycetes, Dothideales, Saccotheciaceae. The transcript is spliced from 5 exons. Gene Ontology annotation, cellular component: membrane. Gene Ontology annotation, molecular function: transmembrane transporter activity. Gene Ontology annotation, biological process: transmembrane transport. The record is from RefSeq and is a predicted model, not a curated record. Bases 178 to 1767 code for a protein of 529 amino acids.
GCUUGAAGGCUGAGUUGUCAAGAUUCUCAAGUCAUUGCGUAGGGUUCACUGCCCCUUCGACGUACUUAGUAGAAGAUGAUUCCAGAUUGAAGUGCUUGCCUUCAUUGUCACAACGAAUUGUUCUCCAUCCUUCUGGCCAUUGUGACAACUUCUCAUCCCAGCAUUCUUCCUGUGGCCAUGUAUUUUAAACCGCCUGGUGUCAACAUCUCGCCUAGCUUCGUUUCUGAUGGAGAGAAGAAUGCGGCGGUCAUAACUGUUCCUCCUCGGUUCAGAGGAACACAUGCAGACCAGAAAGACAUGGCUAUGCUUGGUAAACCGCAAGAGCUGCGGUGUCAGCGCAACUUCAGAUUCGUGACAAUGCUAGGAUUUGCCAGCACUGUGAUGUCUUCAUGGGAACUUUUACUGCCACUCUGGAGCUUUGUGCUGACCGAUGGAGGCACACCUAUCCUGUUCUGGGGCUUUAUAGUGGUCGGAUUCAUCAUGGGCCUGGUUUAUGCUAGCAUCGCAGAACUUGCUUCGAUGUCUCCCACUAGUGGUGGACAGUACCACUGGGUGUCGGAGUGUGCCCCUGUUUCUGUGAGAAAGCUUUUAAGCUAUACAACAGGGUGGCUCUGCGCGAUAGGGUGGCAAGUGUACCUUGCAGGCGUUUGCUUCAUGAUUGGAAGGAUCAUCCAAGGUCUGAUGAUCUUGAACUUGGACAGUUACGAUCCUCAGCCCUGGCACGUAACUCUGAUCACGAUUGCUGUUGCGAUAUUAGCGAUCAUGUUCAACACUGUGCUGGCAGAGCAACUCCCAGUACUCGAAGGCGUAGCACUGCUGCUUCAUAUGCUUGGCUUCUUUGCUAUCAUUAUACCUCUCUGGGUCAUGGGACCUCGCCGCAACUCAUACGAUACGCUUUUGAACUUCACCAACAAUGGAGGCUGGCCAUCGACAAGUCUGUCAGCUAUGAUUGGCAUGUCUGCAAGCCCCCUGUCGGUCUUGAUUGGUUUCGACUGUUCUGUCCACAUGGCUGAAGAGAUUCGAGAUGCUUCGAUCACAUUACCCAAAGCCAUGGUGUGGUCGGUCGGACCCAACGCGCUGAUGGCAUUCCUCAUGGGUAUAACUUUGAGUUUUACUGUCGGUAACCCAGAUGCAAUCGCCAUGACGCCAACCAACGAACCUUUUAUCCAGAUCUUCUUCAAUGCCACGAACAGCCAUGGCGCGACAAACGCCAUGUGCGCAACAAUUAUCAUCAUGCUGAUGUGCAACGCCGUCAGCGAAGUGGCUACAGCUUCGAGGCAGAUUUGGUCUUUUGCUCGCGACGGAGGCUUGCCAUGCUCAAGAUGGUUGGCGACAGUAACGCCGGGUUGGAACAUUCCCAUUCGCGCUGUUAGCGUCUCUCUCGUCGUUACUUCUGCCAUUGCCUGUAUCAACCUAGGCAGUUCGGCAGCGCUGAAUGCUAUCAACUCCCUAGGUGGAGUAGCAAUCCUGACGUCCUACAUCAUUGCUAUCAGUGCUUUGAUAUGGCGACGUCUGUAUGGUGCUCCAUUGCCGCGUCGACGAUGGUCCCUCGGACAGGCUGGUUUAUGGAUCAACAUAGCGGCAGUAGCUUUACUGCUGCCUGUGUGGUUCUUCAUGUUCUGGCCGUUAGCGCAGCCGGUCACAGCAACUGACAUGAAUUGGUCAUCAACCAUGUUUGGUGGUGUAAUGAUCAUUGCACUGGUGUACUAUGCCUUCAAAGGCAAGCACGAGUACAUCGAACCCGUACUAUUGAUCAAACGAGACUGAGAGUUGGUGACUUAGAUAGCGCUCGGAGGGUAGGGCUUGUGUCCU